GCCGAAUGAUAGUUUUUACUCGGCUCCCUGUAUAUAAUAAUAAAGCGACUGCUCUGCCUGCAUGCGUUGCAAUAUAUAGUAGGUAUCGCGACAUACACACAUGUAUGUUAUACACGCACAGAUGCACAUUAGGGCGACGAGACUGCAGAUGCAGAGAGACGACGAGUGGUGUGUGUGCGCGAGCGUGUGACUGACGCGUGUGCGUGAGUAUAAUAAUAAUAUAAUAUAGAAGAAAAAAAAGCAGCUUUAUCAUCGAAUAUUCGACGGCGUAUAGCCGACGACGGCCGCAGCCCGAAGCGAGUCGUCGCAAUAGCGUGCGCAAGUAUCAACACAGCAGUAGGAGCAGCAUUAUAAAGCAUAUAUAUAGGAGCAGCAGCAGAGCUUGGCCGAGGAGACCGGCGCCGCCGCCGCCACCGCCACUGCCGCCGACGACAACACGCGUCAUUGCCGCAUUGAAAAUAUAGAUUUGCCGAUUGUGCAGAGAGACAGAGAGAGAGAGAGAGAGAAACUGCCUCGCGAGCGAGCCAAGGCAGUAGCACGAGCAGGCGGCAGUAGCAGCAGCCGCCAGUCGCCACCGCCGCAAUCAGACACACGAUAUAUAGGUAUCGCCAAUUCGCGUACAACACUGGCUGCUCGUCUCCUCCGGCGCCGCGACGCAACGCGCGCUAGACAGUCGCGUAUACGCUGCACGAGCUAUUACAUCGACCUAUAGUGCAGCGCCUAAUUGACUAUUGUCCGAGUGGCCCCCCAGCAGCAGCAGCCGCCGCCGCAAACCACGUAAACAAAGUUUCUGUCUACGCGAGUCUUGUUUGUGUAUCAGACUGUAGCAGCAGCAGCAGCUCGUCAGUCGUGUCCGUCCGUCACCGAGUCUGCAGACUGCGCCGCGGAGUCGCGACCACGUUACUUUGCGGUUUUGCGUCGACGUCAGCUAUCGUCAUUACGCACACAUCGACGUCCUGACACGCGUCCGUUCGAUGCACACCUCAUCCCGCAGCCUAUCGUCGAGCUUUAAAGACCGCGAGUGCACCUCUACGUCCAGUCAAGCUCUCUGCUGGGUCUCGCUCUGAUCGCCUGUCGUCGUCUAGACUGCGCCUCGUCUGCAGCCCGCAGCACGUCCGAGAGAGAGAGUACUCGCCAACCAAUACGUGAGCAGUAUUUGUACAUGCUCGUAAAAUAUCGCCGAGGUAUUCGUCGAUUGCACAGCUAUACGGAGCAGUAGAGUCUAAGCCAACUCUAUAUAGCGGGGAGCCGGCACGCGCGUGCCCUGCCUAUCUCUUUCUCUUUCUCUCCCACUUUUUCCUUUUUCUUCGGACUUUUGCGGCUUUAACCCAUGUGAGCAAGCAGAGCAACUACAGAAACACCUCGCCUUUCGAUGGAAAUGUCAGGUCGCCGCCACAGACAGUGAUAAUCAGUUACCAAGUGUUUUUCUACACACUCGAGCAACAUUGUUUCUCAUUGGUUCUCAACGCAGAUGAGCUUCCACUUCAAAAAUUCACUUUUAAUUGCUUUUUCACCAUAUUACCCUGUUGCAAGGGUUGAUUACUCAACAACUAUUCAUGUGUGUCUGGUUGAAGUAACUGCUACCUAGUCAAUCAAAUUGUCAACUUCAACAUUUUCACAGUUUAUUUCAACAAUUGUCCAAAAGUUAUCGCCUUCAAAGCUGCAUGUAUAGAUUUCAACGCCAGCUGUUGUUGCCUUCUACUUUUUGCACACCACGUUGAUAUUAGUGCUUGUCAUCUACCCUUUAUAUAUAAGUGGGUUCAGUUCCUGAUUUAAACAAAGUGCUAGUUCACAAAUUAUUCAAUGUCAUUAAUUUCAUGCAAUUGGUCAAAUGAAACAAAUGGACAAUUAGUGAAUUGUGAAAGUGUUAACUUUCAGUGCUAGUUUAUCAAUUUUUUGUGGCAUCAGUCAAUGCAUAGUAUUUGUUGCUAUUGAACUGAUCUCAGGAGGGCUAGUCAUACUAAUGCCCAGCAUUAGUGAGCUUUUAUAAAUAUUGAGUGUGUUAAGAGUUGAGUGUGAUGCCUGGGAGUCGUACUAGUAUCGAACCCGAGCACAAAUCCCCUAGGGAAAGUGGUGAAGAUUCUGAAGAUGAAAGUGAAAUUUUGGAGGAAAGCCCCUGUGGUCGGUGGCUCAAACGCCGUGAAGAGGUAUGUUUUUCACAUAUCGUAUUUUAUCAUGAAAAGGUGGAACAACAAGACUUGCCAGGGAUAGACUGCGCGUAUUUGGCGAUGGAUACCGAGGAAGGCGUCGAAGUCGUGUGGAAUGAAGUUCAAUUUUCCGAAAGAAAAAAUUUCAAAGCUCAAGAGGAAAAGAUACAGCUUGUCUUUGAAAACUUGACGCAACUCGAGCACCCUAAUAUAGUUAAAUUCCAUCGUUACUGGACGGAUACUCACAAUGACAAGCCUCGUGUCAUUUUUAUUACUGAGUACAUGUCAUCUGGGUCUUUGAAACAGUUUCUCAAGCGAACCAAAAGGAAUGUCAAAAAGCUACCCUUGCAAGCUUGGAAGAGGUGGUGUACGCAAAUACUCUCUGCUCUCAGUUACUUGCAUUCCUGCUCUCCACCAAUAAUACAUGGUAAUCUCACAUGUGACACCAUUUUUAUUCAACACAAUGGUCUAGUCAAAAUUGGCUCUGUGGCUCCUGAUGCGAUUCAUCAGCAUAUCAAGACUCACAGAGAAAACAUGAAAAAUAUGCAUUUCAUUGCUCCUGAAUAUGGAGUUUCCAUAACUCCAUCUACAGAUAUUUUCUCAUUCGGCAUGUGCGCAUUGGAAAUGGCUGCAUUGGAAAUUCAAGGCAACGGAGAUAGUGGAAAUGUUGUUACAGAAGAACAUAUUAUGAAAACUAUUGAUUCGCUGGACGAUAUUCAACAAAAAAACUUUAUUCGCAAAUGUAUACAAGGGGACCCAUUAAAUAGGCCAAGUGCCCGGGAGUUACUUUUUCACCCUAUUUUGUUUGAGGUUCAUUCCUUGAAACUGCUUGCUGCACAUGCCUUAGUCAACUCUGCUACAAAUAUAUCGGAAACAAUAACAGAUGAAGUGCUGCAAAGGCUAUAUGGACCGGAUACCGUGGUGGCUGAGAUGAGAUAUCAAAAUCGUCCACCCCACCAAAUACGUUUGAGUGAUUUUCCUGUUGCUGAAAAAUUAGAAAAAUUUGUCGAAGACGUAAAAUAUGGGAUUUAUCCACUGACUGCAUUUAAAGCAAAACUUCCACCACCUGUUCGGCCUCGAGCUAUUUCUCCUGAAGUAGCUGAAUCUGUAAAAUCUGUCACUCCAGAACCAAUUGACACAGAGACUCGGAGAGUAGUCAAUAUGAUGUGUAAUGUAAAGGCAAAAGAAGAUUGUACCGAGCUGCAAAUGACAAUUUUAUUAAGAAUGGAUGACAAAAUGAAUAGACAAUUAACUUGUCCAGUUUCUGAAAAUGAUACUCCAUUACUUUUAGCUCAAGAACUUGUGAAUUUUGGAUUCAUCAAUGAGAUUGAUCGUGAUAUGUUAGCAAAUUUGAUUGAUGAAGCUUUAGCAAGUUGUUUCAACAAAAGAAUGUUAAAACCUGGUAUGGUGUCGUUGUCUAAUCUAGUAAAUCCAACAACAUUAAGACUACCAGAGCCAGGUCAAUCUCAGAUUCGAACUUUGGACGCAGAAGCGUUAUCAAAACAUCUACAACUUCAAGCAACUUUAGCUGCACAAAAUAAUAUGGGCCUUGAUACUCCAAUGAAUAAGCAUCAGGAACAGUUGCACCAGCAGCAUCAAACGGAUGAACCACAAACAAUGGCUACGAAUGAGGUUACUAGUUAACCACCGGCCUCUCUGCUCAACGCAUUUCAUGGCCAUUACUUUUUACAUUGCUUAUGCUACUAUUGUUGUGCUGCGCUUCAUUCUCCAUGUACAGACUGGCUAUUUAUUUUUAUAUUUUUAAGUAAGAAAUUACAUCAGUUUUAUGAAGCAAAUAGAUCUAUAACAAAAUUCGAUCUUUUAAUCUAAGAAAAUGUUACUGUCACUCAUAAAUUUAUAGAUCAGCGAUCGGCUGUAAUGAUGUAGAUGGCAAUUGCCGGUCAAGGGUUUCCCCUUACCGUGAAAAACAGGUAUUCUUCGACAACUUAUAUCAAGAUCAUGGCUAUGAUGAUGGCCUGCGGCCGAUUUUAAUUGUAUAAAUUAAAUUAAUAUUGACACCCCUAUUUUUGUUGAAAAUAAUUUUCUAAUGUCACUUGGAACAAAAGAUUUCGCCUUUUUGAGAAUGAAAAAAUAUGGUGAAUCUCUUAACAUUCAUGGGUAUUAAAAAUUGGGCACAAGUAUUAUCACUCUAUUGGACAUAAAGCUUUAUCUUAAUAUUUAAUUCAAUUCAUAGUAAUACGAUUUAUUAUAAAUUAAAUAUUGAAAAAUCAGUCAAACUAAUUUGAUGAAUUAUUAUAAAUAGCUUACGUACAAUUUUGCAUUUUGUGUUGAAAAUUUAUGAAACUAAAAAAUAACUAAAAUAUUUUCUCAUAAAAGAAUGGAUUUUAUAUUUCGAGGUACAGUAAACUUUGUCUUUUCGAUUUUUCAUUGUUGCUUGUAUCGUACUGUUUUAAGAUCAUGCUUGAAAUUUUUAAUAUAAAGUUCUAAAUUUUUAAUAUAAAGAUUAAAUCACUUUUACAUUUUUAUAGAAAUUAUAGUAAUUUUACGCUUAUGUUUAUACGUGUUUGUAAAAAGAAAAAUUUGUUUACAAUUCUCCGUACCAAUUCAUUAAGAAUGCAGAUUUGUCUCGUGAAUGUACGGCGUUUAAAGCCAACCUUGAUCAUUGAAGAUACAAUAUAUAAAAUGUAAAGGAAACAAAUGUUAUCAAAAUUGUAAAAAUGAACAAUAGUUUUGAAUACACAUUUCGCACAAAAAAUGAGUAACAGUAGUAAAUAUGUAAGUCAAUCCAUUUAGGCCAGCAGUAAUGAUAACUGAACGAAAUAUAACAAUACAGUCCUUACUCACCGUAAGUCUCUAGAGAUCUUAUUGUUUCAUGUUACGGUACACAUUAAACGAGAAAUACUGUGGUAUUGAAUAUGACACUAACUUGUUGGGUAUUACUAUUAAUAUAUCAAAGUUAUUAACAAGCUUAUUAUUCAUCAUAUUUCUUUCGGAGCUGAAUUGUUAUGAUAACGGCAAUAAUUAUUUAUUCAGAAUCGUAUAAUUAAUAAUAUUCCGUUCAACUACGUAAAAAAAUAAUUGAAAUUUUAUUAAAAUGUUUAAAAUAUAAUAUAUUAACGAAAGCUAGAGAGCUUAUUUGAUUUUUUUUAAAUUAAAAGAUGCAAUAACUACCAGUUGAAGGAUUCGAAUGAACUUACAGUAUCAAAAUAAUUUACAAAAGGAAAAUACCAAACUUAACAUAAUCAUGUAACUCCGGAAUAGAAACAAGGUUUUACAACCGUAACAUAUAAAAAGGAAAAGUCAUGUUCGAAAUAUGAGUUUGCUGUAAAUAAAAACUAUAUUUUUAAGAGAAACUGUCAAUACAGAAAACUAGUCAUAACUAUAUUCAAAUGUUGAAUAGACUAACACACCGACUUCCUUACGUCUUUUUUGCAUUUAAAAUUAUGACAAACGCUUGGCCAAGAUGGAAAAGAAUUUUUUGAGAUUAAGAUUGAAUUUAAAAAAAUCGUAAAUGAAUUACAAAAAAUAAACAAGUGUGAAUAAAUAAACACAAGUUAAUGAGAACAAGGUACUGCUCUUAUUUUUGUCCAUACUUCCGAAAAAUAACGAGAAUAUUGAAUCGUUGCAUUUUUUAUAAAAAUUAAUUAUAGAAUAAAUAAUGCGUGAUAAAGAACCGCCCGAGAAAAUGGUAGAAUGUGAAUAUACAGAAUUGUACACUUCAACUUCAAAAUGUUUACAAUGUCGAGAUGCAAAGUGAAUGAAAUGUAUAGCGAUAUUUUCUCGACUUAUUACUUUUUUGUAAUAAAAUGCUAAAUUGUUGUGAUGCAAACUUGAAUAUAAUGAUGUAAUAUAGUAGAAAAUGUGGUAAUAGAAAGCCAUUAUUAUAUUCGUUCAGAGUUUAGCUCGAAUCGUUUUUUUUUAUUGUUUGUUUUAUCGGAAUGACAAAUUCCACAAAGUGAUAACGUGAAUAAAAUGAUGAGAAUUAGAGUCUCUUUUGCAGUCUGUUAUUAUUUUUUGUUCGCUUCUAAAUAAGCUUUAUUUAUGUAUAGAAUAGCGUUUUACUCGCAAGAUAUUACAAAAUUCAUAUAAACUAAAUAAUGUUCCUCUUGUUUAUUUCUUUUAUUUUUGUACACACACCAUGAUAAAAUUGAAAGAGGCAGUUAAAGACAUCAAAAGUAUUUUUUCAUAGAUUUCACUACAAUUGUGAAGUAUAAUAUCAUUACUUGAAAUGCAUUCUGAUCGGGACUGAUGGAUGAACACUGUGUAAAUCCAAGUAACAUUACAAUAUAUUUU
Molecule: messenger RNA, 6401 nt
Organism: Trichogramma pretiosum
Lineage: Eukaryota; Metazoa; Arthropoda; Insecta; Hymenoptera; Trichogrammatidae
Gene: Madm
Product: nuclear receptor-binding protein homolog
Exons: 9
Coding region: 2019-3791 (590 amino acids)
Biological process (GO): protein phosphorylation; endoplasmic reticulum to Golgi vesicle-mediated transport; intracellular signal transduction
Cellular component (GO): endomembrane system; cytoplasm
Molecular function (GO): protein serine/threonine kinase activity; ATP binding
Source: RefSeq, a predicted model, not a curated record